AUGGCGCCACCAUCUUGGCUUCGUCGAGGAUGGACGCGUCAACAGGCGCUCAUGACACUCUUCACGCACCCGGACUUUAGCCUGCAUGAAUUCCUCAUCCCAGCCGCCCAGCUGGUGGUUGCUUUACUUCAAAAAGUCUCCCCUCCUCCGAGUUUUGUAGUGUAUCAGUUGAAGCAGAGUGUGGAGUUGUCAAGGAGCUUUGCCUUCACUUAUUGCUCUCUUUUUUUUUUUUUUGACCCUGUAAACAUCACUGUGGAUAAACGUAACCCUUUGAAGGAUGGGAAUGAGUCCGUUCAUCAUUUCAAGGAAUAUGUUAUGCAGACACUUCAGUUGGUCUCUCCAGGACGGUUCCACGGUUCCACAGUUAACUUACAAAAUAGCCCAUUAAAUGAAACCACCAGCAAAAAGGGAUGCUUUAUGCUGUUUGAUACAAAUAUCAGUGGGGAGAUAUUUAAUUUGGGCAGUUUUAUAAGUUCAGCAUUUAUGGGGGGUCCAUUUCCAGAGGGGUCAGUGUCUCUGCCGGGGGCAGUGACUUUGCAGGGGGCAGUGGCUUUGCAAGCACCUCCUGGAAGUAUAGACACUGGAAUUAUUACGUACAUAGGGCUGGGGGUUUCCUUUGCAUGCUUGCUUGCCACUUUAAUUAUUGAAACCAUCAUUUGGAAAUCAGUAGUUAAAAAGGACACUGUGUACAUGCGCCAUGUGUGCCUGGUAAAUAUAGCGGUGUCUCUUCUAUUGGCUGAUAUUUGGUUUCUCAUUAACCGUGCCAAUUCAGACUUCAUUAAACCAAUUUUGUAUUUCUUAGAUUUAGCUUCAAAUGUAUUGAUCUUCUUCUUCUUUAUGUGCUUCUCCUUUUGGAUUCUUGUGAUCGGACUUUUCCUGUUCUAUCGGGUGAUUUUCAUUUUGCAUAAGAUGAGUAGGAAAGCAGUGCUGAUUGCUGCAUUCUCUGUUGGAUAUGGUUGCCCCCUUCUCAUUAGUGUUAUUCUAGUUACAUCAGUGGUGCCGAGAGAGGCAUUUGCAAGUGGAAAUUUUACUUGGUUUGAAACCAGCAGAACCAGAGUUGUUCUUAGUUUUCUGCUACCAGUGCUGACCAUUUCAUUUUUAAAUCUCAUCAUUUUGCUGGUGGUUAUAUAUAAAUUAGUAAGGUCUCCCAAAGGAAUGAAGAGAACAAUUUCCAGCAGGAAAAUCAUCAUUCAGAUCAUUAAUAUCACUGCUGUUCUGACUCCAGUUUCUUCCGUUACUUGGGGUAUCAGCCUUGGAAUGUUUCUUGACAACGGCAAUGUAACCCUACAGUGGGUGUAUUUUGCUUUCCAUGCAUUUCAGGGAGUAUUCAUUUUGCUGUUUAAUGUCCUGCCAAAUAAAAGGGCAAGAGAAGCCCUGAGAGGCCUGUGGAGCAACUGCCGCCUCUCCAAACAGAAGGAAAUUGAAGUGAAAUGAUAUCACAGGAAGAUCAGAAGAUAUUUUUGGUGCCUAUAAUGUUAAAGACUCUCGUGCAGCCCUCCAACUACAAAUAUAAUGUAUUUACUUUCAAUUAAAGUAAUUGUCAUUACUUGGUAAAACAUACAUGUUUCACAUCAGGCUUAAACAUCCAGCAAUAGUAUUGGGUGUCCCAAAUGGGUGUCAAAAAGGUUUAUAAUAUAAAGAAUCAUAAGGAACAUGUAAAAAUCUAUCUAUAUAUCUACUGUAUAUAUCCCUCUAUUAUCUAUCAUCUAUCUAUCCCUCUAUCUCAAAU
Molecule: messenger RNA, 1729 nt
Organism: Xenopus laevis (African clawed frog)
Lineage: Eukaryota; Metazoa; Chordata; Amphibia; Anura; Pipidae
Product: adhesion G protein-coupled receptor F5
Exons: 5
Coding region: 1-1434 (477 amino acids)
Source: RefSeq, a predicted model, not a curated record